ACGUUGCACGCAGACGCAAUUUGUAUUGCUAGCAACACUAGUUUCCGCCAAGUUCCGCCGGCCGAAGCCGCUAGGCUGCUGGAUUUGUUUUCCGCACGUCGCAAAAUGGCGGACGGAGGUGUGGAUAUAGAUUUGUAUGCUGAUGAUAUAGAAUCUGAUUUUAAUCGCCAGGAAGAGUUUGGUGGUGAGAAUGUGGAUUUAUAUGACGACGUGAUCGCCGCGCCGUCUGCCAAGCCCGAGGAUGGCGAGGGACCUCCGAACGCGGUAGUUGCACCACAUCCGCACCCCCCGGAGGAGACGAACGGCAACGCAUCAUAUCACGGACCAAAUCAUGGACAUCAUGGCCGCCGCUACCAACUUUACAUCGGCAACCUUACAUGGUGGGCGACGGACCAAGACAUUGCAAACGCUGUCGCCGACGUCGGGGUGACCGACUUUCAAGAUGUGAAGUUCUUCGAGAAUAGGGCCAAUGGACAGUCGAAGGGAUUCUGCGUUAUAUCCCUCGGCUCAGACCAAUCUGUUAGGAUGACCCUGGAUCGUCUGCCCAAGAAAGAAAUUCACGGACAACACCCCGUUGUUACGAUGCCAACUAAACAGGCCCUCAACCAGUUUGAAAGUCAAUCGAAGACUAGAUCAACACCGCCGGGCCCUAACAAUCCCGGUAUGAGAGGACCACAUCCGGGAGGCCUUCCUGGACCCCAUCCUGGAGGUCCGUUCCCGGGCGCGGAGUUCUUCGGCGGAGGGCCGAACGGUCCCGGGCCGAACGGGCCGCGCAUGAUGAUGGCGGGCCCGGUGCCGCACCAGAUGCGCGGCCCGCCGCCGCACCACGCGCCGCACCACCUGCCGCAGCACCAGCCGCCGCCGCACCACAUGCAGCACCAGCCGCCGCCGCACCAGGGACCGCCGCCGCACCGGCCGCCUAUGCAGUUCCAAGGUCCGCCGGCGAUGCAGCGCGCGGGGGCGCCGGGCCCGGGCGGGCCGGGCGGGCCGCGCGCCGCUGACUGGGGCGCGCGCCCGCCGCACCCCAUGCCGCCGCAGCCCGCGCCGCAGUACGGCGUGCCGCACCACCAGAUGCCGCACCAGAUGACGCCGCCGCAUGCGCCUCCAGGGCAGGGUAUGCCUCCACACCACCAACUACCUCCUCAUCAACAGGGACCUCCUAGAGGGCCUGCACCAAUGCCGCAACACCCAGGAGUGGGAGGUGGCGCCCCUGCACCUCACGUGAAUCCGGCUUUCUUCAGCCAGCAGCCACCAGGCCAGCCGGCACCUGCUUUGCAGCCGCCGCCUCAACCUGGACCACCAGGUCCAGGAGCACCUUACGGUCAUCCGCCACACGGAGCCCCACCACCGGCACAAGGACCACCGCCAGGGGCUAGGCCACCGUAUGGCCGACCGCCACAGAACUACCCAGUGGGUGCGGAGGCUGGUCGUGCGCCGCACCACGGCGCGCCGCUGGGCUCGGGCCCGCCGCACGUGGCGCACGCCGCGCAUGCGCCGCACGCACAGCACGCGCCGCACGCCCCGCACGCACCGCACGCGCCCAUCGUGCCGCACCCCGCCAUUAGCGAGGCCGAGUUCGAGGAGGUCAUGAGCCGCAACCGCACCGUCUCCAGCAGCGCCAUCGCGCGCGCUGUCAGCGACGCCGCCGCCGGAGAGUACGCCUCCGCAAUCGAGACUCUCGUCACUGCCAUUUCGCUUAUCAAACAGAGCAAGGUGGCACACGAUGAUCGCUGCAAGAUCUUGAUCUCGUCGCUACAAGACACGCUGCACGGCGUGGAGACGAAGUCAUACAGUAGCGGUGAACGGUCGCGGCGUUCCCGAUCGCGCGACCGCGAGGCGCGUGCUCACCACCGCGCGCCGCGCCGCCGCGAACGCUCCGCCAGCAGGUACCGCGACCGCUCGCGCGACAGGGACGACAGAGACAGGUAUAGAGAAAGGUCGAGAGAACGCGAUCGUGAACGCGACCGUGAUGCGUAUUACAGGGACUACCGUGAACGCGAACGCGACAGGUCUCGCUCCCGGGAGCGCGAACGUGCCGACCACUACAACAGAGGACACAGCCGCGAGGAGAGGCCGCGGAAAUCACCUGUAGAGCCAGCGGCGGAGAGCGGCGCCGGUGACGCGUCGAACGCGAAGAGUCGUACCGCGGCCGCACCCUACUACGACGAGCAGAGAUACCGCGAGCGGCGCGACCGCGACCCGCCGCCCGGCGACCGCGACCGCGACCGCGACCACCGCCGCGACGCGCGACACUAGUGCCGCCACGUGACGCCAGCGACGCCGCCGCGCCGUAAGAUCUUCCUAUAAUGACUCUUGACCAACAUCUCUCUGGUCUAACUUGCGGAUUUAGUGACUUUUUAGUUACACUUAUGACUUGGUUACACAGUGCGAGUUGAACACAUAUUCACUUUUCAAGUCCCGAUUUUGGGUCAAAGUAGGCAACUCACAUAUCAGUCGCGUAAUUUGUGAACGGUCUAGGUGGCCUUAACUGUUGACACGUGAGCGCUAUACCGGGGUCCCUAUUCACUGCCUGCUCAACAGCUCGUAUUGUGUAAGGAAGCCUCGACGUUUUCGGUCAAUAUGGUAAUGUCAGUUGGGUUCGGGUGGCAGGCAAAGUGACCAAAAUGUUAGUUUUAUAGAUGUAAUAAUGUGUAUACUGUAUAUGUAUGUUUAUUUGCGGUGUCGUUUUUCGGAAACGGCUUAUAAAUAUUUCUUUGUAUGCCUGAUAUGUUUUGGUGCAUAAAUAUGAAUUUUGGUUUAUUUUUAUGUAAUUUAUUGUCAGCAAGUUGAUUGCAUUACCAUGUUUGUUCUGGAUAUGUAUCAAGUAUUCCACUGUCGUGUUUUUUAAAAGUAAGGCAUCAGUCAUUUUAAUAUUUACAUUUUUGUCUUAUAAACUCAUCACAUUUCACUUUAUAUUAUAGUGUGUACUUUUAAUAUUCUGGAAUAGUAUUACGUCAUAUCCAAUAUUAUGACAGGAAAUAAUAUGUAUGUUAUUUAUAUUGAUAAACCAUGACCUAUUCAGUCUAAAGUUGAAUACCAAUAUGUGGGUUACAUUGUUAACAUUCCAGAAAUACAAUACUUUGACCGGAUAACAAAGAUUUUUCAAUAUCUAUUCUAUAAGAUGUCUAUGGUUUACAUGCAAAUAAAUUAUUUGCUUCAAGACUCAAUUUACUAAAUAGGCUUUUAUAAGGCUGUUUGUAAAUUCUUUUUUCAUUAUUACACAUUCACUGAACUAGGAAAAACGAUUACUUCGUUUAUAGGGACUAGUGGUAAGUUAAAAUUAUUCUUUUAUGGAUUCAUCCAUAUAGUAGAUUAUGACUUUGACCUAGGAUUUAAUUUGAUAUAAAUAAAAUUAUCCAUGAAUGAA
Molecule: messenger RNA, 3367 nt
Organism: Manduca sexta (tobacco hornworm)
Lineage: Eukaryota; Metazoa; Arthropoda; Insecta; Lepidoptera; Sphingidae
Gene: Cpsf6
Product: cleavage and polyadenylation specificity factor subunit 6
Exons: 14
Coding region: 106-2256 (716 amino acids)
Biological process (GO): mRNA alternative polyadenylation
Cellular component (GO): mRNA cleavage and polyadenylation specificity factor complex
Molecular function (GO): mRNA binding
Source: RefSeq, a predicted model, not a curated record